Molecule: messenger RNA, 3090 nt
Organism: Phycodurus eques (leafy seadragon)
Lineage: Eukaryota; Metazoa; Chordata; Actinopteri; Syngnathiformes; Syngnathidae
Exons: 17
Coding region: 1-2859 (952 amino acids)
Cellular component (GO): early endosome membrane; intracellular membrane-bounded organelle
Molecular function (GO): phosphatidylinositol binding
Source: RefSeq, a predicted model, not a curated record
AUGGCGCCCUUCCCUGGAAGUGCCACGCGGGUUUCAGCCAAUCACAGCGCGCCGUUCAAGUCGCCCGUUGGCCCAACUUUGGUGCUCUUUCCACCGCCUGUUUUCACUUUUAUUGACUUGAGCUCGCCAACGUCGUCUCUUCGCCGCCUGUUUUCGCGAUGCUGCCGGACCGAGGGGGCCUCAUUCCGCUCCAUGUUCGGACUCGGGGUCGCGCGAGACCGUGGUGAGGUGGAAAAGGGCGAGAAGGACGAGGAAAAGAUGUAUGGAUGGCGUGUGUCCAUGGCGGUGACGCUGGGCCUGCUUUGGUACUUCACCGACUCCGGACGAGCUCUCGCUCAGUAUUUUGUCUGUUUCUUCUUUUUUUGCCUUUCCACGCCGCUUUUGCUGGCCGACAGCGGCCGGGAGAGCAGCACGCAAACCGACGAGGACGCCCUCCAGGAGACUCUUGAUGAGCACUUUAGUAGCGACUUAACUGCAGAAGGUAAUGACAACGACACUGGGGGCUCCUUGGGGUGCCACUAUCCUCGUGCCAAAAGAUCUCUUCAGCAAGUGUUCCAGUGCGCUUAUGCUCGGCUGGUGUUGCCGUGGUACGACGUUCCUGAGCCGUGCGAGCGCCAGCCCCUGCACCAGGCGCUCAGCAGGGAGUUUGACUUCGUCAUCGACAGCGUUAUCCAACACACGCGGGACUUGGACGUCUGUCAAGCAGUGGUGGGCUCCAUUCGUAUUCUGACGCAGCACUUGCAUGACGCAAAGCACCCCGACAGGCAGCUUUUUUUGAGGUGCAGAGCUGAAGAGAUCGCGCUGCUCCGAGAGCUCUCGGAUGCUCUAGUACGUAACCUGCUUCCCGAGCAGCUGUGGGGCCAACAAGUCACCCGCUGUGCCUUGAGUGAGAUCGUUGCCUUAAAGGGUCUUGGCCUGUUGGUGACAUGGUUGUCUGACCCUGACAACCUGAACCAGCUGGUGGUGAGUCAGCUUGACAGCGUAUCUGCUAAAGGUUCUACAGAGGAGCUGAGAGCCUCCGACCCAGAACGAGCCUCUCUGGACUCGCAGGAGGACGACAGCGCUCAAGUGAACUUGGAGGGAGUGGAAGUUUCCACCAGCAGCCAGAUUAAGGGCAAAGGCAAAGGCAACAAGUUGAAGGCGGGCUGGUCCAAAUUUGUGGAUAAGAUGAAGACCAAGAAGGCCAAGAAGAAGAAGAUGAAAAAGCUUGAGCGAGAGCUGGUGAUGAGGAUCAUGGCGGCCCGGGGAGACGCAUCCAACGAGGAUGAGGCCAGCAGCAGGGAGGGCUCUGUGCACAGUCAGCAUGACUCCGACCGGGAGGACAGCGAUCUGGAGAACUACCUGACAAGCGUCCAAGAGGACAUGAUGGAAUUCAAGCUGUCUUAUGAAAUGUGGCGCGUCGGCCGUUGGGCAGUCAGCAUCCCUCAUGCUGAGUGGGAAAAUGAGGAGCUAAUCUUCACGGUUCAUCUGGAAGAGAGGGACAGCCCUGAAAACCUACAGUGGGACAUCAAGAAGAAAUACAUGGAUGUCAUCUAUUUCAGAAACAGGUGGCAGGACUCCACCAGCUUGCCCAGUAUCUUGGAGGUCAAUGAGCUGGAGGUCAGCAACGAGACCAAAGAAGAAGCAAAAGUUUCCGUGGAGCACUUCCUGCAGGAAUUAAUAUCUGACACUCUGAUUGGGCACACACAACCGGUGUUCCAGUUCCUCUGUCCACUGGACAAGCUGCUGAAUGAAGAGCAGCAUUACGGAGGCGUGUGGGGCUUGCUGAGCGGCUUGGCUUACUUCCUCACUCCUGGACAAGAGGAUGAAGAGAGCUCUACCCCGCCGACAGGAGCCUCUAAAGAAAUCAUCAUGUCCACAGAAGGUUCGGAAAACUCCCUUGGCUCCACGGAGACGAGCUGUGCUGUUAGGACCGUUUCGCUUCCCACCGUUGUCAUCUCCUCCUGCGAGACGCCCAAAGCAGACAAUAUGGAAACAGAAAAGGAGCCAUCCUCAUCUUUAAGCUCAGACUCUUCCGUUGGAAACUGUUGCCAGGACAAGGCGGAGGAUUCUGACAAUCCUUUAAUGCACUUUAAAAUGAUCAUCAGGGGACUAACCAGAUCCAGAUCGCAGGAGUCGCUGACUUCCACCAAAAACCAGAGCGACGAGGACCCGUCCCUGUCGGACUACGCGCCAACCUGCAGCCGCGAAGGAGGGAAUCACGGGGAGGACGCCGCCAAUGGGCCGUCGUGGUUGCAUUUCAAUGCCAGGGCUAAGAAGGAGAAGACGAGCCCCAGGGUGUCGUGUGGCACCACCAAGUCCAAAGGGAAGGAGCAGGUGGUCGCGGCCAGGGGAGAUGAGCCACCGUGCGCCCGGAGUCAAGGCACCUGGGAGCAGCUGGAGGCCACUAAAGCCAUUUUUGAUCUACUGAAAGAAAUAUCAGGAAACUCCAUUCUCAUUAACAUAUUUGACGCCAUUUUGAAGCCCGUCAUGCCCAUUUUGAAAAAGAAAGUCAACUCCUUCUUGAACAAAAUGAACCCGAGUGAGACGCAGAUGGCGGCAUACAUCCAAACCCUGUGCGACAAAGCGUGGCCGCAGACCCCUGCGGCGACUUCUCCUCAGCCGCCACCUCGCACGGAGGAUGAGAAAAGCGAAACCCGGGAGCGGGCGCACAACCUCAUCAGCGCUCGAUACUCGCACUAUCUGGUCCUCAAGAAGACGGACAUGGAGAAUGUUUUUAACCUCUUCCAGGACGCUGAGAAAAACAAAGCACUCGUAUAUAUGCUCCUGUCAUUCCUGCUGCGGGAAUUGUUCCCCGACGACCAUUCCCUAAAUCGGAGUGCUGCUGCCCUGCAGAACGUGACCAACCUCAUCGCCUGAUCUGUGAAUGUCUUUUUAAUGCUGCUUUUUUAUAUAUAUAUAUAUAUAUAUAUAUAUAUAUAAUGUAUAAUUAUUUAUUAAACGCUCUGAAAUGCCUUCAAAUAUUUCCAAGCUACGUCAGUGCCAGUCAGCACAUUCUGAUAAUCUUUACCUCAAAUUAAACAGGAAUGUGACUUUUGCAUCAAAUUUGAUUUUAAUGCAUAAUCUCUCUUGGGGAUUCCUGUUGUGACA